Messenger RNA from Belonocnema kinseyi, 1497 nucleotides. RefSeq names its product alpha-amylase-like. Gene Ontology annotation, biological process: carbohydrate metabolic process. The transcript is spliced from 5 exons. The record is from RefSeq and is a predicted model, not a curated record. Bases 16 to 1497 code for a protein of 493 amino acids. Lineage: Eukaryota; Metazoa; Arthropoda; Insecta; Hymenoptera; Cynipidae. Gene Ontology annotation, molecular function: cation binding; alpha-amylase activity.
GGCGGAAGAACGACUAUGGUUCAUCUUUUUGAAUGGAAAUUUGAAGAUAUUGCCCAAGAAUGUGAACGCUUUUUGGGACCAGUUGGAUACGCAGCAGUGCAGGUGUCACCUAUCACUGAAAAUCUGGUGAUAUCAGGAAGGCCAUGGUUUGAACGCUACCAAACAAUGUCGUAUAAAAUCCAGACCAGAUCAGGCAAUGAGGAAUCUUUUCGAGAGAUGGUAGGCAGAUGCAAUGCUGUUGGAGUUCGAAUCCUUGUGGACGUAGUCCUCAAUCACAUGACGGGUGAACAGAUACCUGCAGUUGGCACAGCUGGUUCCACAGCUUCUACCAGUGACCUUAUAUAUCCUGCAGUGCCAUAUGGACCAGAAGACUUUCACAAACCUUGUACUAUUGCCAACUAUAAAAACGCAACUGAAGUGAGAGUUUGUGAAUUAAGUGGACUACAUGAUCUGGAUCAAAGCAGAGAGAAUGUCAGAAGUGCUAUUGUGGAGUUUAUGAACUUGUGCAUCGAUGCUGGAGUAGCUGGUUUCCGAAUAGAUGCUGCUAAACACAUUUACCCAGAAGAUUUGAAAGUUAUCUACGCUCGACUCAAUGAUUUAAACACUGAGCAUGGUUACUCCCCAAACAGUCGAGCUUUUAUUUUUCACGAAAUUAUUGAUCCGAGUGGAGAAGGUGUCUCGAAAUUCGACUACACCGAGCUUGGAACAGUAACUGAUUCUACUUUUGGUAAUAUAUUGGGCAUGAUGUUCCGAAAUCAAAGGGAAUUGAAGGAUUUGAGUGAUUGGGGUCGUAACAAGUCUUGGGGAUUGUUGCCAUCUCCUGAUGCAGUAGUAAUGAUUGAUAACCAUAAUAAUCAAAGAGAAGAAGGACAAACUGUUUUGAGUCACAAGCUCUCCAAACAAUACGCGAUGGCAGUGGCUUUUAUGCUCGCCCAUCCCUACGGACAUCCUCGUGUAAUGAGUUCGUUCACCUUCAAAGAUUUUGCUCAAGGUCCACCAGCUGAUCAAGAUGGAAACAUCAUCUCGCCAGCAAUUAAUUCCGAGGGCACAUGCGACAACGGUUGGGUAUGCGAACACCGUUGGCGUGUGAUUAAACACAUGGUAGGUUUUCGCAACAUCGUCAAGGACAUAGGUCUCACAAAAUGGUGGACGAAUGGCAAGGAUCAGAUUGCAUUUUCCCGGUGGAAUAUUGGCUUUAUUGCAUUUAAUAAUUCGAAUCGGGAUAUGAGACAAAACUUGGACACUGAUCUGCCUCCUGGUCAGUACUGCGACAUAAUUUCUGGAUAUCUUGAAGCCGGACAAUGUACAGGAAAGACUAUCGCGGUUGAUAAAAAUGGUUUUAUCAACAUUGAGAUUCUCAAGGAUGCGGCAAUUGGUGCAAUCGCUGUUCAUGUUGGGGAGAAUGCAUACGCUCAGGAGCAGAACAAACAAAAAGGAAGCCAAGGUGAAAAGAGCAGGAAAGAAGGGUUGCUCAAUGGAAGGAAAAGAACAGUUUAG